GGGGAUUCCUGUAAUGGCUGCUAACUUGAAGGUGCUGUCACGUGGAACCUCUUAGACUCAGCAUCCCGAACUGAUAGAAUUAAACAAAUACCGCUUUCUUUGAAACCUUCAGCCUUUAAGAACCAGUCACCUCAAGAUCUCAACAUCAUGAUCUUAGUUUCAACACAAUUGUUCCUAGUCCUCUUUUCAUUGCUUUUGGUGCUGCCUGUUGUUGAAGCAGUAGAAGCCGGAGAUGCAAUCGCUCUCGUUCUCAGUAUUGCAGGCAUUUGUGCUUGUUUGGGGGUAUAUGCACGAAGGAGAAAUGGACAGAUUUGA
Kogia breviceps (pygmy sperm whale) is the source of this 315-nucleotide messenger RNA. RefSeq names its product small integral membrane protein 30-like. Lineage: Eukaryota; Metazoa; Chordata; Mammalia; Artiodactyla; Physeteridae. The record is from RefSeq and is a predicted model, not a curated record.